CCCGGAAGUGGAGGUGUUGUGGUUUUUCCCCCCCCCGGGCAGCGUUUCGAGCUUUUCUCGCCGGGUGAUUUCGGAGCCGAGUGGAGGAAGAGAGACCCGCCGCCAUGGGGAAAAGGCAGCACCAGAAGGACAAAAUGUACAUAACAUGUACAGAAUAUACCCAUUUUUAUGGAGGGAAAAAAGCUGAAAUUCCACAGUCCAACUUCCGGCGCCUGCCUUUUGAUCACUGUAGCUUAUCUUUGCAACCAUUUGAAUAUCCAGUUUGCACGCCAGAUGGGACCAUUUUUGACUUGCUGAAUAUUGUGCCGUGGAUAAAGAAGUAUGGAACCAAUCCAAUCACGGGGGAGACGCUUGAAGCGAAAUCUCUCAUCAAGCUGAACUUCGCCAAAAACAACGAGGGGAAAUACCACUGCCCGGUGCUUUUCACGGUCUUCACCAAUAACUCCCACAUCGUGGCCAUCAAGACCACCGGGAACGUGUUUGGUUUUGAGGCGGUUGAGCAGCUGAAUAUAAAAACCAAGAGCUUUAAAGAUCUGUUGAGCGAUGAGCCGUUUUCUAGGCAAGAUAUUAUUACAUUGCAGGAUCCCACCAACGUGGACAAAUUUAACGUCUCCAGCUUUUUUCACGUGAAGAACAAUUUGAAAGUCACUGACCCAGAUGACGAGAAAGCCAGGUCAGACCCAUCCUAUUACCUGAAAAAUGCCAACAUCGAGACCAAAGAGACACUGUUGGAGUUAUACAAAGAAUUCAAAGGGGACGACAUUCUGGCAGCUACCAUGAAAGAGCCGGAGAAGAAGAAAACGGACAGGCUGAAUGCGGCUCACUAUUCCACUGGGAGAGUCAGCGCUUCAUUCACAUCCACAGCCAUGGCGCCUGAGACGACCCACGAAGCAGCUGCCGUUGAGGACGACGUGGUGCGGUACCGGUAUGUCAAGAAGAAGGGUUACGUCCGGUUACACACCAACCAAGGAGACCUCAACCUGGAACUUCACUGCGACAUGACCCCUAAAACCUGUGAAAACUUCAUUAAACUCUGCAAGAAGAACUACUACGACGGGACCAUAUUUCACCGAUCGAUUCGUAAUUUUGUGAUUCAAGGUGGAGACCCAACCGGGACGGGAACAGGAGGAGAAUCGUACUGGGGAAAGCCGUUCAAAGACGAACUGAGACCCAACUUGUCCCACACGGGGCGAGGUAUCCUCAGCAUGGCCAACACAGGGCCCAACAGCAACAAAUCUCAAUUUUUCAUUACUUUCCGCUCCUGCGCAUACCUGGAUAAGAAGCACACCAUAUUUGGAAGAGUCGUCGGAGGCUUUGAGACCCUCACUGCAAUGGAAAAUGUGGAGAGCGAUCCUAAAACAGACCGUCCCAAGGAAGAAAUAAAAAUCGAAUCCACAACAGUUUUUGUUGAUCCCUACGAAGAGGCAGACGCCCAGGUCGCCCAAGAAAGAGAGAAGGCCCAGCAGGAAGAAGAGGCAGCGAAGAGAGAAAGCAAAGAAGUCCCAAAGAAAGAACCUUCCACACCAAAAACGUAUCGCACCGGAGUUGGGAAAUACAUAAAUAUAGCAGCAGCGAAGCGAGCAGCGGAAGAGGGGCCGUCCACCAGCGGGGCCUCCAAGAAGGAGAAGAAAACCAGAGGCUUCGGAGACUUCAGCUCGUGGUAGCCCAUGGCGGAGGACCAGUUCCAAACCAUCCUGGAGAAGCCCAGAUUUGUGCCUCCGCUGCUGUCCCAAAAAAAUACGAGACUUAACAAUCUUUCCUUGGCAGCCCUUUGUUGGUUAUGAAGGGUUUUGGUGAAAGACGGAGCUUUCCCUGGGGUGCCUUGUAAGCCAAUGACAACUCAGAAGGACCCGCAAAUUUUGAUGGGGCGUGAUCCAAGUAGAAGAAAAGGGAGAACUUCCACGAGUGUUUUGAUGGACGAAUUUGGGAGAAGACCGUUUGGGUGGAAAAACUACGGUCCUUCCCAAGGUGGGCCUCCCAAGCUACCAUUUUGAAACAGCUGCCCAGAUGUGCUUGGAAAAAAACCCAAAACUUUGAUCUCUGCAACCUGAUGACUUCCCACCUAGACAUUCCAAGCCAACAUCUUGGUUUAGAUGGACCCAGAUCCUCAACCGUUGCUUAGCGAGAAUUCUGCUUCAGAAUAAACUCCCAUAUCUACCUAAUGUCGCAGCGCUACUCCAAUUUCUCUUAGCUACCAUGUUUCCCCCAAAAUAAGACCGGGUCUUAUAUUAAUUUUUGCUCCAAAAGGAAAAUUAGGGCUUAAUUUCCCGGUUAGGUCUUAUUUUGGGGGAAAUACGGUACUAAACGCUUCCGUCUGCUGACAAUCUUAACUGGGUCUUAUUUUUGAGGUAGGGCUUAUAUUACGAGCAUCCGGAAAAAAUCAUGCUAGAGCUUAUUUUUUGGUUGGGUCUUAUUUUCGGGGAAACAGGGUACUGAAGAGCUGUUGGUCCACCUUCUCUAGAACCAGAAGCUUCCACGCUGCCACUUCGAUGUGUAGCCUAAAAUAUCCUGGGCCCAUUGAGAAGGCCUCUAGGAAAACUCCCCGUGGCUUUAGGCCUCUGGCUUAUUGGCGUAAACCCAGCUAGCCACUUGAUCUCUAGCUAGCCUCUUUGGGGGAUUUCAACCCCCUUCUUGUGGAAGACGGAGGGAUUUCUGGUCCCUAGAUAGAAACUAAUCCAAAACCAAAGAGUGUAAGUGAUUAAUUUCCUGCUAACAGUGAUAAAAGUUGAGCAGAAACAAGUAGUUGGGAAGCCUCUGUUUGAAGAAAGGCAAAAUAGCAACAAGGAAGGGUUGAAGGAUCUUUGGAGUGGUGCGGCGGCCCAGCGGUGGAGCUCUCGCCUCACAAUCAGGAGGCUGUGAGUUCAAUCCUAGGUAGAGGCAGAUAUUUCUCUCUGGACCCACAAUGAGAAUAUAUCUGUUGAACACAAUAAGAAUAUAUCUGAUGAACAAAACUCCAACAGAAAGGGCAUCCGGCCAUUAAAACACUCUGCUAGUUCCAUUCAGCUGCCCAGACUCCACCCCACAAGGGAUGAUGGGGGCGUUUAAAGGUGAUGAUGAUGAUGGGUUGAAGGAUCUUCCCGAAACGGCAAAGUAUUUUAGCCCCUUUUCUUCAUCACUGCCCUUCAAGUAACCUUUGAUGGCAAUGCUUGGUUCCCCUUCUCUACCAAAAUGGAGCUACUUGUAUGUUGAGGACAUGUGCUUUUAGUUUGUUCCGCCUCAAAACAGACAUUUCCGUCUGGGAAACGGACGCAUCUGGAGGUCCCUAGAUCUCUCAAGAGUUGUCGUUCCACCCGACAAUGUCAGAAAACGUCUAGUUUGGGUCCAGUGUGAACUUCCUGAGGCUUCUCACCUCCGCUUCUAGGUAAUGCAGUACAGGGGUGGGCUUCAAAAAUGUUAGCAAGGGGUUCUCUGCCUGGUUGCUGGGUGGGCGUGGCCAUGGUGGGUGUGACCUAGUUGCCCUCCUGCACUACAGGGGAGGGGGGAGCAUUUUUGCCCUCCCCGGGCUUUGGAGGCUUUCCUUGAGCUUCCGGGAGGGCGAAAACAGCCGCCCCAGGCUCCGGAGGCCCUCUGGAAGCUGGAAAGGAGCCCGUUUCCAGCCUUCCCGAACUUCCGGUAGGCCUGUUUUUCGCCCUCCCCGAGCCUCCGCAUGCGCCCUGCACUUACCUGCAUCCAAAACGGGCUGCGUGGAGACUCCUGGGAGGG
Ahaetulla prasina is the source of this 3702-nucleotide messenger RNA. It is a transcript of the gene PPIL2, whose product is annotated as peptidylprolyl isomerase like 2. The transcript has 20 exons. Gene Ontology annotation, biological process: protein polyubiquitination; protein folding; protein peptidyl-prolyl isomerization. NCBI's taxonomy places the organism in Eukaryota, Metazoa, Chordata, Lepidosauria, Squamata, Colubridae. Gene Ontology annotation, molecular function: ubiquitin-ubiquitin ligase activity; peptidyl-prolyl cis-trans isomerase activity. Gene Ontology annotation, cellular component: catalytic step 2 spliceosome. Bases 105 to 1664 code for a protein of 519 amino acids. The record is from RefSeq and is a predicted model, not a curated record.